Molecule: messenger RNA, 999 nt
Organism: Musa acuminata AAA Group (dessert banana)
Lineage: Eukaryota; Viridiplantae; Streptophyta; Magnoliopsida; Zingiberales; Musaceae
Product: serine/arginine-rich splicing factor RSZ21A-like
Exons: 6
Coding region: 174-722 (182 amino acids)
Biological process (GO): mRNA splicing, via spliceosome
Cellular component (GO): nuclear speck
Molecular function (GO): RNA binding; zinc ion binding
Source: RefSeq, a predicted model, not a curated record
GGGCCUCCCCGGGACACCGUCUCGAAGCCGCACGGCUCUUAAAGAAGACCAACCUUUUCCCCAGGAAACGAUUUGGGGGUGCCCGGGGGUCGUCGCCGGCGCCAAAGAUCUCCACUAGCCUCGAAGCCGAUUCCCGCAGAUCCUUCAUCCCAAUCGCCGAUUACUGGUCCGUAAUGGCUCGUCUUUAUGUUGGCAAUUUAGACCCCCGAACGACUGCUCGGGAGCUUGAAGACGAGUUCCGAGUGUUUGGUGUUCUUCGAAGUGUGUGGGUUGCUAGAAAACCUCCAGGCUUUGCUUUCAUUGAUUUUGAUGAUCGGAGAGAUGCUCAGGAUGCAAUACGUGAUCUGGAUGGCAAGCAUGGAUGGAGAGUUGAGCUGUCCCAUAACUCUAGCAGCAGCCGUGGUCGUGACCGUCAUGGAGGUUCAGAUAUGAAAUGCUAUGAAUGUGGAGAGCCUGGUCAUUUUGCACGCGAAUGCCGUUUGCGAAUUGGUUCUGGAGGAUUAGGAAGUGGAAGGCGUAGGAGUCGGAGUCGGAGCCGAAGCAGAAGUCCCAGAUAUCGUCGAAGCCCAAGCUAUGGUCGAAGGAGUUAUAGUCCUCGUGAUCGCUCCCCUAGACAGCGUAGUCCAUCACCUCGUAGGCGUAGUUAUAGCAAGUCUCCUGAUGAUGAUCGUCAUCGUUCUGAAUCGCCACAUACUAAUGGAUAUAGGCGUAGCAGGAGCUGAGAACGGUUUAUGUGGUUAGAUGCCUCCCUGUGUGAGCGGUUGCUCUUUGGGCUUUUGUCGAAAUGAAUUGUCUUCUAUUUGAUCAACACUUGACAUCUUGAAUUUGGAUAAGUCUCUUUGAACUUUAUCUACCUUAUACAUGUCUUUCAUCAAACAUCAUGGACAUGUGGUAUUUAGUUAAGUAGUAGGCAAUGAUGUUACUAGGAUGGUAAAUUACAACUAAACUAUAUAUGUUCUUUUUUUUGUGUGUCGAGGAGGCGAGAUCCUGCUUUAACAA